AUGAACUCGGGGGAGCACCCGGUGAUCGGCAUGGCAGACGUGAUCAACUCCACGGGCGCAUUCACCAUGGAAAUACCCGUGCCCCGCUCCCGCUCCACAGCAACCAUCAGGGUGGAGAUGCGGGAUGAGACCAAGCUGCUUUUUGUGGACGAGUUCAGCCUGUCCUUCCACAUACACUUCUACCGCCUCCUCAAGUGGCUCAUCGCAGGACCCUUUGUGGCGGCGGCAAUGGCGCUGCUGGCCUUCAGAGCAGACACGGAUGGCCUGCCUGCUUGA
Molecule: messenger RNA, 276 nt
Organism: Chlorella variabilis
Lineage: Eukaryota; Viridiplantae; Chlorophyta; Trebouxiophyceae; Chlorellales; Chlorellaceae
Exons: 3
Coding region: 1-276 (91 amino acids)
Source: RefSeq, a predicted model, not a curated record